Molecule: messenger RNA, 4485 nt
Organism: Eutrema salsugineum
Lineage: Eukaryota; Viridiplantae; Streptophyta; Magnoliopsida; Brassicales; Brassicaceae
Exons: 3
Coding region: 1-4485 (1494 amino acids)
Molecular function (GO): nucleic acid binding; zinc ion binding
Source: RefSeq, a predicted model, not a curated record
AUGGCCAAAAAGAGGCGCCCUCCAAAGUCUCCCUCCUCUCCCUCUCCACCGAAUGUUUCCUCCUCCCCGUUUUCCCCUCCAUCAACCGUGAAGGCCCCUGCCUCCGAAUGUUCGCCGCCUCAGACGAACCCUUCCUCUGUUGACGUUCAGGACCCAGUUGCAGCCGAUGCUUCUUCCACACCAGGUCCCUCAGGAGCGAUGAAGAAGAAAGGAACCCCAUUCCUACUCGAUUCAGGGGAAAUUUGUGUUAAGAUCCCAAAUGACGUGAUUUCCAGAAAUCAAAAGAGAUGGGAAUCCUUUGUUCUGGGUCAAUUCCACGAAAAUCUCCCGUCGAAGGGUGCUCUUUAUGCCAUUUCCAACGGAAUUUGGAGCAGAAAGUUCAGAGAUAUAACCGUCUCUAAGUUAGGUCCGAAAGCAGUUCUCAUUCGCAUCCCGUGCCCAGCAACGAGGAGGAGAGUUCUGGGCCAAGCAAUGUGGAGCAUUGAAGGCCAAUCCAUGUUCGUCGCAGCUUGGGAACCUGGUUUAACACCAACCAUGCCUGCCCUAACCUCGGUUCCGGUGUGGUUGGAGUUUAGGGGUGUUCCCCCACAUUUCUUCUCCGAGGAAGGAUUCGAACACGUCGCUGGAGCCUUAGGUCACCCUCUCCACCUCCACCCUUCUACAGCCAAUAUGACGAAUCUUGAAUGUGGAAAGGUUCUAACCAUCAUUAAUCCUCUAGUUCCGAUCCCUGAGGUAAUGAAUGUGCAGUUUGAUUCUGGUGAAACUCACCGUGUUGAGGUUUCAUGUCCUUGGUUACCACCUAUAUGCGAUCACUGUCGCAAGGUGGGUCAUAGCAUCAGGAGAUGCCCGGAGGCACCAAUCACUUGUUCUAUUUGCAAGUCCACGGCUCACGUCGACGAGAAAUGUCCCCAGGCAAAGGGAAAAGAGCAGAAAGCUGUGGAGGAGGAAGUUAUAAAAAAUGCUUCUGACCUCAAAGCCUCCUCCUCAAGGAGGAAGAAUCCUUCCAGACGGAAAAAGGAUAAGAAAAGAGAAUUGGCCUCUCUUCAGGCUGCCAAAGGAAUUGUCAUUCAUCCUCCCAGCAAUGAAGAGAUUGUGGUAAAGCAUCGGAAAUCUAAAAAGAGCCUCAAACAUGAGUUAACCUCCCCAGCGGAUAAGUAUCUGCUUAAAGGGAAGCAGGUUGCUAUUACCUCUAGUGACAGUUCUUCUUCAUCUGACAACGAGGAGCCCGAUCCUGAACCCGAGGAAGAAUCUUCCUCAUCCAACUCUGAGUCUGAAGAGGAUGAUAAUCCGGCUGAUGACACCAGAUUCAUGGAGACCAAGCCGUUAUUCGGAAGCAUUAUAGAGACCCGUGUUAAGGAGAAUAAGUCUGUUCGCUACUUCCAUAGCACGUUUCCAGGGUGGAGUUUUGUUUCAAAUUAUGAGUUUGCGGAGCUGGGGCGUAUCUGGGUUGGUUGGGAUCCCUCGGUCUCCUUAACCGUCUUCUUCAAAUCCAGUCAGAUUAUCACUUGCGUGAUCCAGCUCCCUCAUACCACCUCGGAGGUCUGUAUUUCUUAUAUUUAUGGUGUAAAUACUAAAGAGGGUCGUCAACAGAUGUGGUUUGACCUCCAGUCUCUCUCGGUGAACCCCGCCAUCUCGUUUCUUCCUUGGGCUGUGAUGGGUGACUUUAACCAAAUCCUGAGUCCCUCAGAAAAAUCAAAUGGUGGAAGUAGGAUAACUAGCGGAAUGCAGGACUUCAGGGAUUGUGUCGAUUCUGCCGGUCUAUUCGACCUCUCUAUUCGUGGAAAUUCUUUUACUUGGUGGAACCACCAAGAGGCGAACCCAAUAGCUAAGAAACUCGACAGAAUCCCCAUAAAUGACUCUUGGCAGAUCAAAUACCCUCUCUCCUUCGCUCACUUUGGAGAACCGGACUUCUCAGACCAUUGCCCUGCUGUAAUUGUGAUUGGUGACUCCCAACCAAGUAAGAAGCCUUUCAUGUUCUCUCAUUUCCUUCUCAACCAUCCAGAAUUCCUCCCCCGUGUCGCCGUUCACUGGCAUGAGUCCUCCGUUCCUAGAUCUGCAAUGUAUGCCAUUUCCAAAAAACUCAAGUCUCUGAAGCGAGUAAUAAAGGACAUCAACAGAGAAUAUUUCUCUGAUUUGGAGCUCAGAGUCAAGGAUGCUCACUCUCUUCUUAUCGAUUGUCAGAACAGGUUCUUGGCCUCUCCUUCUCCCCUUCUGGCUAGUGAAGAGAAGCAGGCUUAUAAUCGCUGGUUCUCUCUUGCUUUCGCCGAGGAGAAAUUCCUGCUUCAGAAGUCUAGGGUAAAGUGGAUUGAGAGUGGGGAUGGUAACACUGCUUUUUUCCAUAGAAUGGUCGCAGCCCGUCAUUCUGCAAACCAAAUCCAUUAUCUGGUGACGGGUGAAGGGACCAAGCUAAAUGACAUGACAGAAGUGAAGGAUUACUGUGUGUCGUACUUUACGGACCUGUUUGGAGGCAUCUCUCAACCCCUAACUGAUUCAGACCGUGCUGAGAUUCGAGGUUUCACCACCUUCAGAUGUAACACAGAUGAGAAAAAAACCUUGCAAGCUCCUGUCUCCGCCGAGAAUGUGAAAAAAGAGGUUUUCUCACUGCCUCGCAACAAAACGCCGGGACCUGAUGGGUUCACUGGGGAAUUCUAUAGAAGCACUUGGGACAUUAUUGACGACGAUCUUGUUAAAGCUGUGCAGGAGUUUUUCAAUUCUGGCAAGUUGCUCAAACAAUGGAAUUGUACAGCCAUCUCUCUCAUUCCGAAAAAAGUUGGAGCAGAGAAACUUGUGGACUUCAGACCCAUCUCCCUCUGUAAUAUGGUUUACAAGGUUAUAUCAAAGAUUUUAGCGAGGAGGCUUCAAGCUAUCACGCCGGGUAUGGUUUCAAACUCCCAAUCUGCCUUCGUCAAAGGUAGACUUUUGGUCGAGAACGUCUUACUGGCAACUGAAAUGGUACAUGGUUUUGGGAAGUCUAAUGCAUCUAAGCGAGGUUUGUUAAAAGUGGAUCUAAGGAAAGCCUUCGAUUCCGUCAACUGGGGUUUCAUCAUUGAGAUUCUAAGAGCGGCUGAUUUCCCUCCGGUUUUUAUUUUGUGGAUUGAGGAAUGCAUUUCUACGACUACGUUCUCCAUCAAUGUUAACGGGGAGCUUUGCGGGUUCUUCAAGGGGACCAGAGGAUUGAGACAGGGGGACCUUUUAUCCCCUUCUCUGUUCGUUAUCGCAAUGGAGGCUUAUUCAAAUCUGUUAAAUGCUUCUUUUGAGUCUGGAAGGAUUGGUUAUCACCCGCUAGGCAGGAACCCAAAAAUAUCCCACCUGGCUUUUGCUGACGAUAUCAUAAUUCUUUUCGAUGGGACUGCUAAUUCUCUUCAAGGAAUAUCUUCUUCCUUAGACCACUUCCAACGUCUUUCUGGAUUAAGCAUUAACAAGGACAAAACAGACCUGUUGACUGCGGGUUUGAACCCUGAUGAAGCUGAAUCUCUAAACAUGUUUGGCUUCAGAAGUGGUUCUCUCCCCAUCCGCUAUCUUGGUCUACCUCUGCUUCAUCGUAAAUUAAGGAAAGCUGACUACUCCCCUUUGACUGAUAAAAUUGCUGCUAAAUUUAAUGGCUGGACGGUAAGAGCUCUCUCCUUUGCUGGCCGGUUGCAGUUGAUUACUUCAGUGAUAUACAGCCUUGUAAAUUUCUGGUGCUCUGCAUUUUCUCUUCCAAAAGGGUGUCUGAAGGACAUAGAGAAGCUCUGUAGUCGAUUCUUGUGGUCUGGUUCGAUUGAGGAGAAAGUAAUGGCCAAAGUCGCUUGGAAGCAUAUCUGUCUUCCUAAGAAGGAAGGGGGUCUUGGCCUUCGGGAUUUCUCGGUUUGGAAUCAAGUGCUGAAUUUGAGACUGAUCUGGAUACUCUUCACGAAAACAGAUUCGUUAUGGGUGGCUUGGCUGAGGGAGCAUAAACUUAAACGCUCAUGUUUUUGGUCUUAUGAAUCCAGACCGAAUGACUCAUGGAUUUGGAAAUUUCUACUGUCUUUGCGGCCCUUGGCAUUUAAUUUCCUCAGAUGCAAAUUGGGGAAUGGAAGAUCGGUGAGUUUCUGGUUUGAUAACUGGUCAGACUUUGGUCCUCUAUUUCAGUUUGUGGGCACCCAAGGACCACGGUGGAUGGGAAUUCCGGUUGAAAGUUCUGUAAAAGAUGCUCUUGCUAUGCGUGACUGGAGCAUGCAUUCCAGAUCAAGGAAACAGCCAGUUUUGCAGGUCAGGGAGCUCCUUAGACUUUCUACGGUGACCAGCUCUAACAAUCGGGAUAUUUUUCUGUGGGGUCCCUCAGCCGAUGCCUCCCCUCAGUUCUCCACAAAGAAAACGUGGGACUGGAUCAGGCAAUCUGCUUCUAUUAAACCAUGGUUCAAAACUGUCUGGCUGAAAUUGGGUAUUCCGAAGCACUCCUUCACUUUUUGGGUGGCAACCUUGAUCGCUUGCCUGUCAAGGAAAGACUCGCUAGAUGGGGGCUGA